Messenger RNA from Trypanosoma cruzi, 1170 nucleotides. Its product is annotated as protein kinase, putative. The record is from RefSeq and is a predicted model, not a curated record. Lineage: Eukaryota; Euglenozoa; Kinetoplastea; Trypanosomatida; Trypanosomatidae. Bases 1 to 1170 code for a protein of 389 amino acids. The transcript has a single exon. Gene Ontology annotation, biological process: protein phosphorylation. Gene Ontology annotation, molecular function: protein kinase activity; ATP binding.
AUGUAUCUAUCUCUCCUUGGUUGUGUGUGUAGAGGUACGUGGCCUCUGAACCGCAUGUAUGACUACAGCACCCUCGUCACCAUUCUCUCGUGCACGGCAGUGUUCAGGCAGGGUUGUCACCCCCGAUACAAUUCGGGCCCGGUGGCGUUGAAAGUAACAUCAGCGCCACCGUUGCCACUUGCCUCACGGAGAAGAGGAGGAGGAGGAGGAGAAGAAGGAUUACGUGUCGAUCAUGAAGGAGAUAGGGAAAGUGCAACAACAUCGUUGUGCGAUGGCACGGUGCACCCAACGAUACACGAGGCGAGGGUUUACGCCCUUGUGUGUCCUCAUCCAUCCAUUCCCGUCUUUGUGGAAUGUAUCGAGGAUGCAUUUGACACUUCGCGUUUCCUUGCGAAGGAGCACCACCGUGGGGUACGGCGUCUUCCCGUUCUUGUCACACAAUUCGUUAAGGCUGCCUCCUUGGAUCGGUUCUUUUACAGUUUCCCGGUCCUUCGUUGGUCAAUAGCCGUGCAAGUUGCACAUCAGGUUGCCAAUGUGUUGCAACAUGUACACAGCAAGGGUGUUGUGUACGGUGAUCUCAAGCUGCCGAAUGUCCUCCUUGGGAGUGAGGGUCAUGUAUGGCUGGUAGACUUCGCCAGUGCCGUGAUUGUGCACAGCGGUGUUGCUGUCUCUGAAAAGAGACGCGCCGUUGAAGUAGAAGAGCUGGCGAGGGGUAUUACAUUUCAUCUACGAGCACCAGAGCUCUUUUCCACCACACAAACGCCGGGGACGGAAGCUGUUCUAAAGCAUCCGUUUAUGGUGGACUUUUGGGCAUUCGGUGCCUUUCUCCUCGAACUUCUAACAGGUCGUCCUUGUCUAGGCACCUUUGCGGAGCGCAGCGGAAAAUACACACGGGAAGAACUGCAAGCGAAGGCAAUGGAGGGAUGUUCCCUCGUAAAGCAGCGCUACGGAGGCGCAAAAGGCCCUCACAACGCUGAUAGGGUUUGGGAUGCCCUUGGAGACCUGCUCGCAGGAUUGAUCCAGCGCAGCCCAGAACAGCGAAUUGGCUUCAGGGGUGGUUGGGGCGAUGUUCUGCAGCAUCGCUUCUUUGAUCUUGUUGGGCCGGAUCUUCUGGAGCCCUUCCCUGAGGAGUAUGCCGAGGAAAAUGACGAGCUCAUGCUGGGCCUGUGA